AGGAUUCCAGCAGCUGGUUGAGAAGAUGGGUGGCUCAGAGAGCAGCUUAUACCAGAAGCACCUCUCGAGGUUUCUCCCGGAUGAGCUCGCGGACAUCGAUAGAGUGUUUGAUGCUUUAUCUGGAUCACCUGGGCCCGUCGAAGGAACGGGUGGAAAGGCUGCGAAGAGGACUGUGACUUUGACAAUGUUCAAGGCCUACAUCAGGGAAGCCCUGCCCGAAUCGAUGACCGUCAAGCUGUUUGAUGGGAUGAAAAGCAUCCGAGUGGCUGAGAAGCCCUCCAGCCCCAGCGACCAGGUGGGGAAGGAGCAAUUUGUGGUUUUCUUGGCAGCCGUCACCAAAGGCUAUGCGGAGGAGAAGAGCGACAUCGUCGUGAAAAUGAUAUCGGAGGCAGACGGGACGAUGAAGGGGAGCCACAUCCUAGAGUUUGCAGAAGACCUGGUCGGCUCCCUUGUUCACGUUUUGAAGCACAGGAAGGAGUUGAAGGGCUGGAGCCUGCAGAAUACCCAAGAUCCGACGGCUGGCAUAAAAGCGCUGGCUUCCCAGCUGGUGUCGGAACUGAAACUCGCAGAUGGGAAGAAGGUGGAAGGAGCUCAGAUCCAGGAUGCCGUCUGCGACAAAAGCAGCCUCGAAGAUUGGGUGUUUCGAGUUCCCCAAGUCUCCACGUUGCUCAACGUGAUCGUCCAGCAGGGGCUUCUCGUCUUUCAGUCUCUCCCGGAUCGGGCUCAAGACACCCUCCACGUGCUCCCCAGGUGCAAAGGCGUCCAGAGCAGCGCUUUUGUCAGUCUGCUCGACAUCCCCUCCGUCACCUACCUCAACUCCCACCUGCCCGCCGAGGUCCGGCACCGGUGGCGCCUGCUCUUCGCCUCUCGACUGCACGGAGAGAGCUUCACCCAGCUGCUGGGCCACCUCGUGAACAAGGGCCCCUGCCUGCUGGUCUUGAGGGACUCGGAUGGCUACGUCUUCGGCGGCUUUGCCUCGUGCUCCUGGGAAGCCAAGCCCCAGUUCCAAGGUGACAGCAGGUGCUUCUUGUUCUCCGUUUCUCCCUCGCUCUCGGUGUUCACCUGCACGGGCUACAAUGACCACUUCAUGUACUUGAACCACAGGCAACAGACGAUGCCCAACGGGCUCGGCAUGGGCGGCCAGCACGACUACUUCGGGCUCUGGAUAGACAGCGACUACGGGAAAGGGCACAGCAAAGCCAAGCCCCGCUGCAUCACGUACAACAGCCCGCAGCUGUCGGCUCAGGAGGACUUCAUGCUGGACGCCCUGGAGGUGUGGGCAGUGGGAGAUCCCCCAGAAAACGACACUACUGAGAAAGGAAAGAAGAGCAUUUUGGAUGUGGACCCCGAGGCCCAGGCCCUUCUGGAGAUGAUCGGGAAGAGCCGCCAAAGCGAAGGAUUCCGGAAACCGGAGGAGGACGACGGCGACUGA
Messenger RNA from Heteronotia binoei (common prickly gecko), 1432 nucleotides. It is a transcript of the gene MEAK7, whose product is annotated as MTOR associated protein, eak-7 homolog. NCBI's taxonomy places the organism in Eukaryota, Metazoa, Chordata, Lepidosauria, Squamata, Gekkonidae. The record is from RefSeq and is a predicted model, not a curated record. Gene Ontology annotation, biological process: TOR signaling. Bases 26 to 1432 code for a protein of 468 amino acids. The transcript has 7 exons.